Molecule: messenger RNA, 1107 nt
Organism: Ustilago hordei
Lineage: Eukaryota; Fungi; Basidiomycota; Ustilaginomycetes; Ustilaginales; Ustilaginaceae
Exons: 1
Coding region: 1-1107 (368 amino acids)
Biological process (GO): regulation of DNA-templated transcription
Cellular component (GO): nucleus; CCAAT-binding factor complex
Molecular function (GO): DNA-binding transcription activator activity, RNA polymerase II-specific; protein heterodimerization activity
Source: RefSeq, a predicted model, not a curated record
AUGACCAAAAAGCGAUCCCGUGCGUCCUCGAUAGCAUCCAACGAAAUGAACUCCAACAAUCACACUCCCAUGUCUCACGAAGCCGGUGGAAGCAGUGGGGCAGGAGCUUCUUACAGCCGCGCUGCAUCCGCGCUUCCCGCAUCCGGCCCUCUCGUACACGCAUCUCAGGAUCUCGAUGACUUCCAAGCUUCUUUCUGGCGCUACCAAAUGGAUCUGGUCGAACAAGGCGGUGAUGCAGAUGGAAAUAUCGUCGACUUCAAAUCCGGCCUCCCCACACAGGGUCAGCUUCCUUUGGCGCGGAUCAAGAAGGUCAUGAAGUCAGAUGAUCAGGUCAAGAUGAUCUCUGCUGAAGCGCCUAUCCUUUUUGCUAGGGCUUGUGAGAUCUUCAUCUCGGACUUGACGUGUCGUGCGUUCUUGAUUGCGGAAGAGCACAAGAGGAGGACAAUUCAGAGGUCGGAUAUUGCUGGUGCCAUUGGAAGGUCGGAUCUGUUCGAUUUCUUGAUUGACUUUGUGCCAAGGCAUGAGAGUGUACCGAGUAGUAGGUUGCCUGGUGGUGGAACUGCGAAACGAGAGAAGACGGGUGAGGGGAAAGGCCUUGGUCGAUCCAACGCCGGCGCCAGUGGUAGCAGGAGACAACAUCAGCCUGCAACAGAGGAAGAGGGCGACGCAUCGCGUGGCGACCACCUCUUCCACGCGAUACCGGGCUCUUAUGGCGAUGCUGGAGAGACAUCUGCAACAGGUGGUGCGGACUCGUUCAAUGUCCCACACACUGCCGGCGAAGCAGGCAACAGCAACAGCAGUAUGGCACACUGGAUCCAUGACACUUCGGCAGACGAACACUCUUCACAGCCAGACAUCUCGACGCAUCCACACAACGCGCAUCACUCGCAUCACCAUUCGCAUCACGGAGGCCACAACUCGCACGAUCACCAACAUCACCACGACAGCUCUGCUCAUUACCACUCAUCCGCACAUCACAGCGGUCAUCACUCACAUCAACACUCUCUCAUGGACUACGUCGCAUCUAAUGCCGGUACACCGAACAGCAUCGGUGCAGGAAGUGCGAGCGGCGGGGCUUGGUCACAUACCUUCUCUGGCUUCUCUUGA